Molecule: messenger RNA, 2109 nt
Organism: Neoarthrinium moseri
Lineage: Eukaryota; Fungi; Ascomycota; Sordariomycetes; Amphisphaeriales; Apiosporaceae
Exons: 4
Coding region: 1-2109 (702 amino acids)
Cellular component (GO): HULC complex; nucleus
Molecular function (GO): ubiquitin protein ligase activity
Source: RefSeq, a predicted model, not a curated record
AUGGAGGACCGCAAGAGACCGGCCAUCACCGCCACCGAUGAGCCCCCCAGCAAGCGCCAGCAUCUCAAUGGCGGCGCCAAUGCCGCCAAGGACGACGACGUGAAGGAAGAUGCCUGGAUCGAGGAAUACACAAAGGGUGCCAUAUACCGCCAGAUGCAAGAAUACAAGCGCACGUGCAGCACCCUCGAGACCCGGCUCGAGGAGAUGGAGCGCCGCUCCCUCCACCACGAUGACCAUAUCCGCAUCGUCGACGCCUGGUGGAUCCAGCUAUUACAAGAGCUCAAGGUCUUCGCCGAGGAGACUAUCCCCUUCCAACCUGGCUCUGGCGAGCAGGCUUUCCCCACGCACACCACAUUCAAGGAUAUCGAGGAGCUGGAAUCGCACCUCGCCAGCAAGGGCUCGACCAUCAGGGAUCUGGCCCAGUCAGUCUUCAAGCAUCUCUCGUCUGGCCGACCCAAGGCGGAGCCAGAUGUCGCCAAACUGGAAGCGCAGGUCAACAACCUGCUCGCUGCUCAGAAGGAGUUCCUGGUCAAGAUCGAUCGGCUGUCGUCCGAGAAGGAGUCCGUCUCGGACCAGCUCAAUACGGCCACGCUGCGGUACAUGAAGGCAGAACGCAAAAUGGACCGGCUCAGGAGCAACCAGGUUCAGAAGCUCGAGCAACAGGCUCUGGCGAAUUCCACCCCGCGCCCUGCCGGUGGCGAGCAAGAGAACGGCGCUGGUGAAUCCAAUGGCAACACCGGUGAGCUGCAGCUGAAGCUGAGAGAGACCACCGCCGUCAGCAACAAACAGAAGGAACAGCUCGAAGCCGCGCUCUCAGAGGCAAAGGCCGCCCGCGAAGAGCUGACCGCUGCGCAGGCCAAGCUCGCUAACCUGUCCGAUGAGGACUACUCCCGCACAGAAAUCUACAGAUUAUUCAAAACCAGGCAGGAGGAAUUGAUCAAGAAGUUGAACACGUUGGAGGCAAAAAGCAAGAGGCUCGAGGAUGAGAACGCCAAGUACGCAGCCGAACGCACCGUGUACAAGAAGAAACUGGAGGCCGAGGCGCAGCAACUUACCAUCGAACUGGAGGAACAGCUGCAACAGUCCGACACAAACUUGGUGCGUAUCAGAGCUGCACGCGACGAGCUAUACAACGAGAUCACGAAGCUGCAAGGGAGCAAGGAGCAGGAGCGGACGGCCUUGGACGAGAUGAAGGCGCUUGUCAACGCCAAGGAGGAUCACAUAAACGCAUUAGAACUCGAGGUGAAGCGGCUGACACCCGAUGAGGACGUGGACAUGACGCCACGCCCGGACAUUGAAGCCAUGACCACCGAGGAGCUCCGCGAGAAAUACAAGAAGCUGCAGUCGGACUUUGACAGCAUCAACAAUGAGCUGCCUGCCAUGACGGCUGCGGUCAAGAAGUACCAGGCGGCCGCGAACAAGAAGAUUGCCGACUUCGCCGCGGUGGAGGAACGGUUGGCCAUGGCCAUUGCCGAGAAAGGCAAAGCGAACCAAAAGUACUUUGACGCGCGCAGGAACCACGAUGCCCUGUCUGAGGAGAUCAAGAAAGUGCGAUUGCACACAUCUAAGAGUACCGAGAUCAUCUCUCAGCUAAAGGACAGCGAGGGCCAAAGCCGCACGACAGCAAGCAACCUAGAGAAGCAACUUGCCGACCUUAGGCAAGCCAAUGCCACCACGGUAGCAGAGAGCAAACGUCUCGAAUCGAGCAACAACGAACUGGCGCGAAAAUACGAAGCGUUGAAGACACAGGUCACCGAACUGGGCAACCUCGCCAAGGCCAAGGACUCGGCCACCAUGUCAGCGAGGGAGCGCACAAUGAAUCUGGAGACGGAGAGCGAGAAGUUGAAAGUACGACUGGACAGCACAUCCAAGGACCGUGACAAGUGGAAGUCCAAAUCCCUCAGCAAUUCGUCGGAAGAAGAGGAGAUGCUUCGCAAACUUGCCACCUGCUCAGUGUGUCACAACAACUUCAAGGAUACGGCACUCAAGACUUGUGGUCACAUUUUCUGCCGAUCAUGCGUAGAUGACCGCAUCGCCAACCGCAUGAGAAAAUGCCCCAACUGCAGCAAGAUGUUUGACAAGUUGGACGUCAUGACUGUCCACCUCUAA